Molecule: messenger RNA, 1237 nt
Organism: Filobasidium floriforme
Lineage: Eukaryota; Fungi; Basidiomycota; Tremellomycetes; Filobasidiales; Filobasidiaceae
Product: NADP-dependent oxidoreductase domain-containing protein
Exons: 5
Coding region: 1-1128 (375 amino acids)
Source: RefSeq, a predicted model, not a curated record
AUGUUCAAUCCCCCUCCCGCGCCCAAGACCCCGUUGGGUUAUCGUCGACUGCUCGCCCCGAACGCCGGGGUCAGGGUCUCUCCCCUUUGUCUCGGUGGAAUGUCCCUCGGAUCGAAAUGGGCCGACUUUACGGGAAAGAUCACCAAGGAAGCCGCCUUUGAACUCCUCGACGCCUUCGUCGAAGCCGGCGGCAACUUUAUCGACACGGCCAACUUGUACCAUUUCGGCGAGUCUGAAGAAUGGAUCGGAGAGUGGAUGGAACAGAGAGGAAAUAGGGACCGUUUGGUUAUCGCGACUAAAUACAGCGGGUUUAAUGAUGGGGAACAGAAGGAUGUGAAUUCGAUGGGGAAUGCGGGGAAGAGUAUGCACUUGGGUGUGAGGGAGAGUUUGAAGAGGUUGAGGACGAGUUAUAUUGAUGUGUUUUACGUGCACUUUUGGGACUACUCCACCCCCGUCGACGAGAUCAUGCGUGGUCUCCACCGACACGUCCUCAGCGGGGAGAUUCUUUAUCCGGCCGUCAGCGAUACCCCAGCCUGGAUCGUCGUACAAGCCAAUGCUUUUGCGAGGCAACAUGGGUAUUCGCCGUUUGUCCUUUAUCAGGGGUUGUGGAAUGUUAGCGUGAGGGAUGUUGAGAGGGAGGUUUUGCCCAUGCUCCGUAAAGAAGGAAUGGGAUUCGCCCCCUGGGGAGUCAUCGGCCAAGGGAAAUUCAUGUCCAAGCAACAACUCGAAGAACGUAAAGCGAGCAACGAACCUAUCCGAGGGGGGGAACAGUCGGAAAAGGAUGUGAGGGUUAGCGAGGUUUUGGCGGAGAUUGGGGAUGAGCUAGGGGCGAGCGUUACGGCGGUGGCGCUCGCUUGGGCGUUUAGGAAGAUGCCUUAUGUUUUCCCUAUCAUCGGCGGACGCAAGGUCGAACACCUCAAGGACAACAUCAAGUCCCUAGAGAUCACCCUCACCGACGCCCACGUCGCAAAGCUCGAAGAGGUCAACCCGUUCGAUUUCGGAUUCCCUUAUGACUUUUUCGGAAGGGACCCUCAUUUGAUGGGAGAGACGACGAACCGGGUGAUGAAGGCCAGCGACCCUAUUCAGUGGGUACAGGAUGUCAGGUCGAUCGAGGCGCAGAGGCAGUGAGCGGUGGCGGGCGACUCCUCGGUCUCGUCGAUGUGACUCGAGCGGAGGGGAAAGGUACCUGUAAGGGGAAUGCGGAAUUGAGAAUAUGUCGAAAGUGAAAUAUAUCUAU